GUGGCUUUUGUAUCUUUCAGAUUUUGUGACCUGAUUGUAGAUCGGGAUGCGUUCAUAACUGUUUCCUUCAUACUAAGAGCAACAUCAGCCAUUGGAGGGGCUGCAGCUGAAACCUCGGCAAUGUCCAUUUUAUUAGGAAAAUAUCCAGAUAAUAUUGGAACGGUUUCAGUAUGUGGGAUUUUGUUCGUUGAAUUCAAACUACAGUUUAUAAUGAAUACAUUUUUAGCCUUGCCAUGAAGAUAUUACAUAUGGUAACUUCUAAUAUGUUUAUAAAAAAAAGUAUCUAUGUCAGAGAAAUGUUCGGUUAUUAUAUGACGUAGUGACUUUGAUGAAUGAAUGCUUAUUUUUAGUUAUUUUUUGCGUAAUAAUUAAAGUGGCUCUAUAAAUUGCCUGGAAAAAGAUAUCACUCAGCCCCUGAGUGGGACUUGUCAUGACAUUCCCUGAGUGAUGUCUGUUUCAAUAGGGUUCAGAGUCACCUUAAUCAAAAAACAAAAUGCAUGAAAAUAGCAUUUAUUCAUCAAAGUUACUAAGUACUGUAAAUAAUGUUAGCUUCUAUUAAAAAUAACAGUAAAUAAAUUGCAGUUAAUAAUUGGAAUAAAUGGUCGUUGAAUAAGAUUUAGCUGAGGCAGAUUCAGAAGGUGACCUAAUCUACCGGUACCUCCAUUUUGUUAAAAAAUUAUUAGAAUUUAAAGAGCCGAUUUUAACAGUUAAUGUAAAUUGAGAGUUAGUCUGCAUAGCAGGCAUAUGGCGAGCUAAUGCUCAAUAUUCCUCGUGAGUGUUGAAGCUGUCAUAUUGAAUUCAUUUGAUAAGAUCGAGUAAAGCCUGGAGCAAGUAAAAACUGUAUGCGAUGGAGGUGGUACAUGCAGCAAGAAUGUCAAUUAAAUUUCCCUUGUUCCUUUCUCCCUUCCUGAUUUAUUUACUGCGGGCUUAUUUCGAUCUUGUCAAUUUACAAGUUAGAGCAGCUUCAAGGCAAUAUAAGAAAAAAGUUCUUUCAACGUUAUUUUCUAGGGUGUGGCGGAGACAGCUACUGGAGCCGGAUAUGCCUUUGGUCCAGUCAUGGGAGGAUUUCUUUACACGGUAUGUACAUGGCAUGGUCCUUACCUGAUUUAUUACCUGUAAUAUAUGGCGUGAAUAUGAUUUGAAAAGCAUCCCUUAAUGUAUAAAAUUCAACUUAAAAGUUGUCAAAAUUACAUCCAAAACUGCCACUGCUUAAAUUUCCAUCUACGCUGCUUUUGGCCAGGUUUCAUUGGUUGUGUUGACUAAGAGACAAUACCUCAACUGACCACCUCGCUCACACCGUAGUGAGGUUGAACACUUAAUUACCCCGGCUUUUCCCAGAGCAUGCUAAGUAAAGAAAUAAAGUUAUGUGUAACAGGGUAAUCUGAGAUGCAGGAAAAUAACAUCAUCAAUAAUCUCUGAUCUCAGUUGAUCUUGUUUCUAGGUUGGCGGUUUUAAACUUUCCUUCGUUGUUACGGGUGGAACUAUGAUUGCUGUUAUUCCAAUUUUAGCCUUGACACUUGGCAAAGGUUUGAUUUUCAGAUUUUUUUAACAAUCUAAAUUCCUACUGAUUGAAGUAUCUCAGUCAUUUUCUUAAAAGGCAUUUGAUUUGUGUAAAAGGUGUUCAGCUUCAAAAAUCAUUACGUCAAUGAAGGAGUGAUUGGACGUGUUAGUCAGUCAGUCAAUCUUUCAGUUGACCCUUGAGUCAUGUUUGACAGGUAUCUGUAUCACCUUUUUUACACGAUGCGCCUCCUAUCAACAUUAAUUUCAUUCAAAAUCGUUUCAAGGAGACAUGUGACAUUGCUCUCGAGCAAACAGUUUGGUAAACAAAUAUAAUUCCAUAAUAAUAAAGUUUUAUCGUUUGUCUUACGAUGUGGUCAGUUAUGAUGUGAAUCGCAGCUAGCCCGUACCCAGACCUCCGCCGUUUCAGAGCACGCUCACAACACCGGACACCAAUCGCUUUGGAAGGAGGUUAAGUUUAUUGAUCGUGAUCCUUACUGGUACACUCGUAGGAUCAAAGAGUCAAUUCACGUAAGACUUCACCCUAACAACAUCAACAGGGACAGUGGAAUAGAAAUUCCUGAAUCGCGGAUGCCCACGAUAAAAAACACAACAACCGGAGAGUCGUACAACAGCGAA
Pocillopora meandrina is the source of this 2136-nucleotide messenger RNA. NCBI's taxonomy places the organism in Eukaryota, Metazoa, Cnidaria, Anthozoa, Scleractinia, Pocilloporidae. The record is from the annotation of a GenBank genome assembly.